AUGUCCGUCGCCUCGAUUCCCGACACCUCGCUUGGCCUCACGUCCUCCGAGAUUCAGAUUCUCCGACAGCAGCAGCAGCUUGCACUCCAAGGUGGUCAUACUGGAAAUGGGGUAUCUAGGGGCAGAGGUACUGGGCGCACUAGCAACUCUAGCUCGCGCGCUGCUAGUGCCGCCAGCAGCCAUGGUCGUUUGCUGCUGGACCCGAUGAGCCUUCGGGCACUUUCGCAUCAGCUAGACGGAUUGCAGCAGCAGAUCCAGAGUCGCCUUGAAUACUUGGAGGCGCAAAUGCAACUCUCCAUUCAAAAUAGUUAUGACCGCGCAGGGAAUGUUAUCCACAACGCGGACGCAGAAAUCGCCCGCACCCGUUCAAUAUUGACAUCAAUUGAUGAAUUGGAGGACGAACUUGCCAAAAUCGGACACAUAAGAGAAAUUGUCAGGGCAUACCGUGGCCGGAUAGAAGGCCUGGAUCAACGUCUUGAUCAAGCCGCACGCCGACGACGGUGA
Messenger RNA from Aspergillus calidoustus, 504 nucleotides. The record is from the annotation of a GenBank genome assembly. Lineage: Eukaryota; Fungi; Ascomycota; Eurotiomycetes; Eurotiales; Aspergillaceae.